AAUAAUCGGCGAAUACCGAUAGUUUCCACCGGAUGUUUCCGACAAUCGGUAAAGUCAGUCAUGUAAACUCAAACUGUAAACUUGUUCGUCUGUAUUUAAAGUAUUACCGUUUGAGGUUCUUGAAAAGUUUUCAAUGAAAAAUGCAACUGAUUAAACAAUCUGCGUUAUAUCUUUGUACAUAUUUUGUGCCAUCAUCAACAUAACGAAUUGCUUGUAUUUCUGUUUCAAAAUCUAACGACGUUUAAUAUUAUGACUUCAUUUAGAUAAAUCCCAUUUCACCACCUUCCUAUCUUGCCACGACAACAACAAUGAAUCGAGAAGAAGGUUUGAAAGCUUUGGAAAUAUCUAUCAAAGCCAUUGAAGAAGUCAUUAUGAACAAGAAAGGAACAUAUGUUUUACAACAAGCUGGAUCACGGCAAAUCUUUGCCUCGUGGAUCAAUGGUAAUUAUCGGAAUUAGCGGGAAAAACUACGUCAGAGGUCUGGUACCGACACAGAGACGCGAUUUUUGUCAUUUCUUUCUGGAUAGUACGCCGUGCAUCGAAGCUCCUCAGUUCGUAGAUAUAUAAAAAUUGCCAAAUACCAGCUGUUAUCCUUCUGUUAAAAAUGCCUCCUUGUUUGUCAAAAUCAGUAAUGAGAGACGUCUACUGCAUUUAUCCACAAAAGUAUAAUGCUGUACCACAAUACAACCAAACGAUCAUUGCUAUGCUCCAAAAAAGACCUGAGCGAAGUCCUUUCGCUAGAACUGAUAUGUACGAUAUUGUGAGCUUGCUUUACAUGUCGAAUGAGUUGGUUGAAAAAGAGAUCAUGAAAAGUGAAGGAGAAAAUGCACUCUCGUAUAUUCUGUCUCAUCUUGAUGAUCAAUCAAUGACAGUUUUACUUGGAACCUACGUUAAGCAAUUUUUCAAAUGUACUAUAUUUACGAAUGACGCCUUUCCUCUUUUUCCGUACAAUGAAAACUGCCUAAACGGUUGGUUUACGAAGAAUGUUUCAUGUUUUAAUGAUGCAGGGGACCAAACUAACCAAGAAGUAGAGAUUUUUAAUGCAAGUAACAAAGAUAAAGCUAAAACAUGUAUCGCCGAGUUUGUAAAAUCAAAGAAAAGCAAAGACAAAGAUAAUGAGUUAUAUUUCCAUGGCACUGAUCAUUCGUCUGCUCAGAAUAUUCUUGAGAAUGGUAUUAAAUUAGGUAAAGGUCGUGAAAAAGGCGACUUGUCACAUAGAGAUGGCUUCUACAUGGCAAAUGAUUAUGAAUACUCGUUAACGCAAUAUUCUAAAAAACCAAAACCAGCCCUUCUCAUUUUUUGUUUACGCCCAAAUAAUUUGAACGGUUUCCGAGAAUUGUAUUUAUGUGAUAAUCGCAAUGAAAAAGUCUUUGUUUCAGUUACUCAAUACUUUAGGGCUGGAAGGAAAGACCGUAAAGGUUCCAUGAGCAGGGACCACCUAUUUUCGGAUUUAGAAAGGUGCGAUUAUAUCAAAAGUCCAAUUACUAGUGAUGGUCGUUCAGCAGGUGACCCAAGGGAAGAUAUUCUGCAGGUUUGUGUAAAGAAACACAAAAUGGCUGAGGCAAUGAGUUGUUCCCCAUUUUUGGUGGGUGCAGUCUUUAUAAAGCCUGAUUCGUAGCAAAUUGGCUGUAAGGGACGCAAGAAAACAACAAAGUGAAAUGAGUUCAGUAACAAACAGGUUGAAAUUGCAUGGAGUUGUGUUCUCCAUGAAAACAAUCGUAUCACACUUUAUAACGUAACUCGUAGGACAUAUUGAUUUUGUAUGUAGUCACUAUUUACCAUUGCAAAAACUGAAUUGUAAAAAUAUUGAUGUAAACAAAUUUUAAACAAUUAUUGGAUGACGUUGAGCGUGAUGUCAAGAAAUAAAGUUCAACGUAUACAAA
Molecule: messenger RNA, 1883 nt
Organism: Xenia sp. Carnegie-2017
Lineage: Eukaryota; Metazoa; Cnidaria; Anthozoa; Malacalcyonacea; Xeniidae
Exons: 4
Coding region: 605-1618 (337 amino acids)
Source: RefSeq, a predicted model, not a curated record